Messenger RNA from Prinia subflava (tawny-flanked prinia), 4854 nucleotides. RefSeq names its product neuromedin U receptor 1 (gene NMUR1). Gene Ontology annotation, biological process: neuropeptide signaling pathway. Lineage: Eukaryota; Metazoa; Chordata; Aves; Passeriformes; Cisticolidae. The record is from RefSeq and is a predicted model, not a curated record. Gene Ontology annotation, cellular component: plasma membrane. The transcript has 3 exons. Gene Ontology annotation, molecular function: neuromedin U receptor activity. Bases 758 to 2053 code for a protein of 431 amino acids.
CAGCGGGCACGGCCGGGGAGCGCAGCCGGACUCGGAGCACGGCGCGAUGCUGCGAGCGCAGCAACUUCCUCGCACCCAAGUGUGACAGGAGCGGCUGGAUUCACCUGCCUCACGGGAGAGUGAUUCGGGUGACCCAGGCAUUGCACAUGUGGAAGUGGGAGACCUCAGGAAGCCGCUGGGUCCAUCUGCAUUUCCCGAGAUGAGCCCGGACAAGCGGUGCUGCCCAGGCUCCCUUGCCGGACGGUGCCAGGGCGCCCGCGGGGCUGAUCGAUGCUUUCCUCACCACCGAGGCCACGCGAAUGAUAAAUGCCGGCGUUGCGGAGGCUGCCGGAGGGGCAGGAGACGCCUGUGCCGCCCCUCCCGGGGACUCUCAGAGUCAAUGGGGUUUAUUACCUUAACGUUAUUUCCUCUCUCUGAAGGGCAGAUUUUUGGCAGUGCUGCUUUGCAGAUAACGAGCCAGCCCCUGGCAGGGGCAGGGUCUCGGCACCGCGAUUUGUUUGGCCAGCGGUGGGAAAGGAAGCCCCCGGCACAGCCCCCAGCCUCUCAGCUGACGGCGGACAAGAGGGAGAAGGUGGAUAAGGGCAGGCGGCUUCUCCGAGCUGAGCUCCGAGGGGAAAGCAGCGGCAGGAUUUCAUUUGCCUGCCUCUUAAGGCAGUGAAGACUCCAUCCCCUCCCACGCUCCCUCCCCAGCCCUGACCCUGUCCGGCGCAGGGGUGGUGGGACCUCAGCGUUCAUCUGGAGUUUCCCAGCAAGCCCCAUGAAUCCCUAUGUCAACUGCUCCAGUUCCGAGUUCCCCCUGCCCCAGCAAGACUUCCCUGUGGAGCCCAUCAGCCCUGAUCUUAGCAACAGUACUCACCCAGAGACCUUGUUCGACCCUAAGGAUGCCAACCUGACAGAGGAGCAGCUGCGGGACAAGUACCUGGGACCUCGACGCUCCAACUUCUUUGUCCCAGUCUGUGUCAUUUACCUGCUGAUCUUCUUGGUGGGGGCUGUGGGCAACACCCUCACCUGCAUCGUCAUCCUCCGGCACCGCUUCAUGAGGACGCCCACCAACUACUACCUGUUCAGCCUGGCCGUGUCCGACCUGCUGGUGCUGCUGCUGGGGAUGCCACUGGAGCUGUACGACCUGUGGAGCAACUACCCCUUCCUGCUGGGGGCCAGCGGCUGCUAUUUCAAGACACUGCUCUUUGAGGCCGUCUGCUUCGCCUCCAUCCUCAACGUCACGGCCCUGAGCGUGGAGCGCUACAUCGCCGUGGUGCACCCGCUCAAAGCCAAGUACGUGGUGACCAGGAACCACGCCAAGAGGGUCAUUGUCACCAUCUGGGUCUUUUCGGUCAUCUGCUCCAUCCCCAAUACCAGCGUCCACGGGCUGCAGCCUCUCUACGUGCCAGGACGGGGGCGGGUGCCCGAUUCAGAGAUCUGCACCCUGGUGAAACCACGCUUGACCUACAAUCUCAUCAUCCAGGUCACCACCAUCAUCUUCUUCUUCCUGCCCAUGGGCACCAUCAGUGUUCUCUACCUUCUUAUUGGCCUGCAGCUCAAGAAAGAAAAGAUGCUGGAAGCCUUGGGAGCCAAGAACGGCAGCAGCCGCAACUGCCACAACUCCCAGGGGCAGAAGAAAGUCAAGAGGAGGCAGGUCACAAAGAUGCUGUUCGUGCUGGUGGUGGUGUUUGGGAUCUGCUGGGCUCCCUUCCACACCGACCGCCUCGUCUGGAGUUUUGUCUCCACCUGGACCAGCAACAUGCUCCACAUGUUCCAGUACGUCCACAUCAUCUCAGGCGUCUUCUUCUACCUGAGCUCGGCAGCCAACCCCAUCCUGUACAACCUGAUGUCCAGCCGCUUCCGGGAGAUGUUCAGGGAGGUGAUGUGCCGCCCCGGGCGCCGCCCGCGCUGGGCACAGAAGCGCUCGCCCAGCGUCACCCGCGCCACCACCCGCAGCACCGAGUGUGAGCCCGCGCCCGCCUCCGCGCUGCCCCUCGCCGACGCCGAGGAGUACGAGCUGGAGGACAUGGACAGGGGCCAGGCUGCCACCCACGCAAUGUCCCUGUGCUAGAGUGGGAGGAGAGGGAAGGACUCUGGGACCAGCUUUCCUCACCGCCAGCAUCCAGCUGACUGUGGCACUUGUCCUGCGGUGGGGAGCGGGGCAGGAGUGAUGGAGGGAUCCCAGCCCCUCUGUGCUGUCCCACUGGGUGGAAAGGCUGGUUGUAUCAGCAGCACUGCUCCAGGGACAUGUGGCAGUGGCCUUGCUGUGCCCUGGGUGCAUUGCAAUGCAUCCCACUGUCCUCAGCACCAGGCCUGGCCAAGGCCAGGGCAUCCCUUGUGUGGGGACAGUUGAUUUCUACAUCAGGGAUAUGUCAGCAGUCCCUAAAAAUGUUCCAUCCCUUCUGGCCCGGUGGGGUGAACCCGCAGGUACUGGAGCGGGGGACUUGGGCAUCCCACGCUGUUUUGGGACACAGGGAUGGAUGGGUGCCCCCAGAGGUGCUUGCACCUGGGAAGAGAUCCAAGGGGGUGUAAGAGUUUUGCAUGGGACUACAGAAAAAUCACAUGGGGAGAAAUGGUCUGUGGGUGCCUUCUCCCUUGGGACCUCUUCAGGGCUGUCUGGUACCAAUGUGACCCUGAUUUUCUGGCACAUCUCUUCAGUGGUGCCAGCUGGUGCCUGGCUGCAGGGUGCUGGUACAGCUACUUGCUCCCAGCCUUCCUCGUGCCCUGCAUUCCCAGCCCUUUGAGGGCAAGGGAAGGAGCACGGCUGUUCCCUCCAGAGCUGGAGUCCAUGGGGGAAAAAUAUGAGACAAAGGGAUCUCCAGGCUGUCUGUAGUGCCAAGGCAGAGCUCCAUGACUGUCUGUUUCACAUGAAUAUGCUCCCCUCUCCCCCCUCUGACCAGCCUGUGGUGGGUGCCAAUCUCCUCCUCCUCUGCCCACCAUGGCCACCUGAACUGCAGGGAAUGCGGGGAGCCCUCCUCCAUCCCUGCCCUGUAUGGGCUUAGCCUCACUGAGAAUUAAAAAAGCCACUGGCCUGAUUUGUGCCCUGUUUGUGUCCCCCAGCACCCAGCUCUGCUCCCAGCAUGGGACUGAACCCAGGCCAUGCUCCUGGGGAGGGUGACACAUGGGCCACAUGCCAGGGUGAUGGACACCAGGGGUGUCUCACCAGAUCUCCCUGGGGGCUCUGCUGCUGUGGUGGGUCUCAGGUCCAGGGGCACUGAGGGCAUGGCAGGGAGGGCACAAGUGGGACACCUGCACCCUCCCUGGUCUCUCAGGCUGAGCUGAGGCUGGGGCCUUUGCAGAGGGACAGCUGCCUCUGGAGCCAUGGCCAUCAGUCCUUCCCCAGACACACGGCUUGGAAAUGUCACGAAAAUGCCAGGGAGCGUGGGCUGGCUGGUCAUGCUCUCCCAGGCUGGAAGGACCCAUCGAUUUCCUGUCUGAGAUCAAUGCUGCCUCCCCCAUGUACACCAGGUCCUGCAGGAUGAAAUAUUGAGGAUCUGAAAUGGGAGCUGAGGGACCGCCCAAGCAGUUUGAGCUCUUGUUUUGCACUGCUUACUCAACCCCUACUCCCUCACGGCCAGCUCUGGAGGCUCCCCUGGCUCAGCAUCACUUGGCUGUGCCUCUGGUCAGUGUGGGCUAGCCUGGGGCUUGCUUGAGCAGAAAUACUGGGUGAGCAAGCUGCAGACAGAGCACUGGUAGCUGCUGUUCUGCUUCCAGCCCCUCCUAAGCACAUUCCACGGGACCACAGCCAGGCCAGUGACCAAGAAGAGGUGGGGUUUAGGGCUUGCACACUCCCUCCAGCCCCCAUCUACUCCAUCUCUAGUUCAGAGGCAGUGCAGCUGGCUUCCCCUGCUCCCUAUCCCACAGCCAGAUCUGCCAUGGGCAAAGCCCUUCCUUGGCCCUUGAGGGGUCCUGAUGGGUGCUGCUGGGUGAGGGGGAGCAUUAGGCUGCAGUGAUUUUGCCUUUCAGGGCCCUGCAGCCUCUCUCUGGAAGAUGUCAGUGUGGCUGAGAGCAUUGAGAUCCUUUUAUUUCAUCCUCUCCCUCCUGUUGGUGACAGUCCUGGCAGGGGACAGCACCCUGGCAGCCGUGUGGGGCCCUUGUUGCUGCUGCGUGGGUGGAUGUGACUGAUGCCUCCUUGAUGGCCAUUAUUGCCCCAUCUCACUUCACCCAGCUGCUUCCUCAGCCACAGAUCCCCAGGGAAUGGCUUUUUAAUAGAUAGUAUUUUAUAAUGCAGUGACAGACGCCUGUGUGGAGCUUUGGGGUCCCUCAUGCUGCACAUCGGGCAAACUCGUCCUGCUGCUCCUGGACAGCCAGGCUGUGCAGGGAUACAGCUGUGGCUGCUGCAGCUCAAGCUCCUUGGUCAGUGGCAGAGUGUGUUUUUCCCAGGGUUUUUUUUACAGGAUCCUUGGUUGCAGCACAGCUGGGAUGGAGUCCAGAGCAGCCAGAAAGGUGAGGCACUGGCUUUGCCUUUGGCUUUGCCUUUAUCCAGCCUUGCCUUCCCAGCUGCCCAGACAUCUCCUGACGUGGGACUCCCCAUCCUCCUUGGUGAUCCUAAAUUCUCCUCUCUGAGAUGCACGAGGGGAAUACGCAGCUCAAGCCCUGAUAUUUUGGUGAUGCUGGGGCUGCCCCACCACCCGUUCCACACGCACAGCUGGGCUAGGAUCACCCUGGAGAGCAUCCCAAAACUGGCAGAGAUGUAACUGCAGCAUGGCUGGUGGCAAUUCCUGAGUGGAGAUAUAUGGGCACACUUUGCUCCCCUGGCUGGGUUUUGAUGAUGUGGAGACUUCCUGGGUACCACAUAUCAGCCGGGCUCCCAAGAGAUGCUGUAAUCAAAGGCUGCCGGGCAAGUCUUUUAAUCCUAUAAUUAAUAGUAAA